GGGGUGGGUCCGGCCUGAGAGGUGAGUGGUUGGCUAGUGACAGCUUCACUCGGCCGCCUGCACUCGCACCAACAAGAUGGCAACUUGCUGCCUCCUGCUCUUGUGCUUCCUUCUCUGCAAUGUCGCUCCUGUUAUUCUCGAUGACAGCGUCAACGCCGGUGAUGAGUCACUGGACCUCACCUUGGACAGCAGCAGCUUCCACCGGCGCCGCCCCCAGACCAGGCGUGGAGGGCAGAUGAGGAUUCAGGCCAAGCUUCCGACGAGGAUGCAGGUGAGGAGGAUACAGGUGCAGCGACAGAGGACGUCACAGGAGUGAGAGAAGUGGUCAGACAGGACGAGAAGCAGCUGCACAUCGUACAGCUCCGCACUGACGUCAACAGGAGCCGCGUGUACGAGGGCGACUUCCAUCAUCCAUUCCACAUCCCAGACAUCGCCGACGACGUUCACUACACCUACCGACGUUUCCGCAAGAUGAAGCUGGUGGAGCAAGGUCGGUACUGGAUGGGAACCAACGACCCGCGCUCACAGACCGGCGAGUUUCCGGUGCGCGAGGUGCACGUGCGCAGCUUUUACCUGGAUGUCUUCCCCGUCAUCAAUGCUUUCUACUGGGCAUUCCGCGCUAAGAAGAAGUUCGUCCGGAGUGAGGCGGAGGUGAAGGGGUGGAGCUGGGUGCAGGAAUCCUUUGUGUCUAACGCCACCCGCGCCGCCUACAGCACAGAGGGACCCACGGGCUGGCUGGCCGUCAAGAAGGCUCGCUGGGACAGGCCGGAAGGUCCUGACAGUGACCUGGAGGACAGGUGGACUCACCCUGUGGUUCACCUGAGCUGGCACGACGCCAAGCGCUACUGUGAGUUUCACGGCAAACGCCUGCCCUCCGAGCAAGAGUGGGAGUUCGCUGCCAGGUCUGGCCUCGUAGCCGAAGAGUAUCCAUGGGGAGAUAACUGGGAGCGUAUGCGGGCCAACACCUGGCAGGGUAAGUGGCCCACUGGCAACAAUGAAGCAGACGGCUACAAAGGGACAUCACCAGCAGACGCCUACCGGCCACAGAACAUGUACGGCUUUUACGACAUGGUGGGUAACGUGUGGGAGUGGUGUCAGUCUCGCUACUACGAGCGCCUGGUCAGUCGAGACCUUCAGGUGCACAUGCACGUGCUGAGGGGCGGCUCCUACGUCGACAGCGUCGACGGUGACGUCAACCUUCCUGUCCGCAACGGUCAAAGGAUGGGGCAGACUCCGGACUACACGGCGGGCAAUGUUGGCUUCCGGUGUGCGCGCAGUGCGCCGGAUAUAGAGGUGGUGCGCAGAAACAAGCCACCGGCAGCCAACGUGGAAAAGAGUAAGAUCCCCAAAAUCUACCGCAAACCCAAGGCCACCCACACACAGAGCAAACAACAGAAGGACGAGUUGUGAGGCUGGCUGACCCCGGUGACAUCAGCUGUCACUCGCUCUGUGCCAUUCAUCAGUUGUCAGUUGUCUUCUUUUAGUUUUACUUUGUGUGUGCGCGGCGUCUACUCGGAGUUUAGGGAAGAGCCAAGUAGUGUAUGAAAGCCUUUACUGUCACUGGUGUGUGAAAGCCUUUACUGUCACUGGUGUAUGAAAGCCUUUACUGUCACUGGUGUGUGAAAGCCUUUACUGUCACUGGUGUGUGAAAGCCUUUACUGUCACUAG
This is a messenger RNA of Pomacea canaliculata, 1668 nucleotides long. RefSeq names its product sulfatase-modifying factor 2-like. The transcript has 8 exons. Lineage: Eukaryota; Metazoa; Mollusca; Gastropoda; Architaenioglossa; Ampullariidae. Gene Ontology annotation, cellular component: endoplasmic reticulum. Bases 472 to 1410 code for a protein of 312 amino acids. The record is from RefSeq and is a predicted model, not a curated record.